Pistacia vera is the source of this 780-nucleotide messenger RNA. RefSeq names its product DNA-directed RNA polymerase III subunit RPC10-like. Gene Ontology annotation, biological process: DNA-templated transcription; termination of RNA polymerase III transcription. The record is from RefSeq and is a predicted model, not a curated record. The transcript is spliced from 4 exons. Gene Ontology annotation, molecular function: nucleic acid binding; zinc ion binding; DNA-directed RNA polymerase activity. Bases 233 to 565 code for a protein of 110 amino acids. Lineage: Eukaryota; Viridiplantae; Streptophyta; Magnoliopsida; Sapindales; Anacardiaceae. Gene Ontology annotation, cellular component: RNA polymerase III complex.
CUGGGGAGCAAUGAUAAUUUGCACUAGACCUAAAGUGCUCUUUCAUGGUCAGGUCUUAUGGUGAGCCAUUGGUGAGUGGUAAGGUGUCAUAUGAGUCAGAAAAAAGUGGCUCUAUGUGAAUUUCUUCUCAAAGUUAAGUAGGCUUCAGUUGGACCUGGAGAUAGAAUGAAGAGAUGGAACCUAUAAGGUCAGAGAAUAUGAAGCACCACAGUGAAUAGAUUGAUAUAAAGAGAUGGAAUUUUGUCCUACCUGUGGUUCGAUGUUGCAAUACGAGUUGCCACACUUGGAUCGUCCUUCAAGAUUCGCUUGUCCUUCUUGUCCGUACGUCUGUAACAUGGAGAGUAGGGUUAAAAUCAAGAGAAAACAACGUUUGGUUAAGAAAGAAAUUCAACCAAUUUUCACACAAGAUGCCAUGAUGGAUGGCCCCCAAACUGAAGUAACAUGCCCUAAUUGCAAAUUUGGGAAGGCUGUUUACCAUGAACUCCAGACGCGAUCAGCUGAUGAGCCGAUGACAAUAUUUUACAUGUGUGCAAAUAAAAAUUGUAAACACAGGUGGAAUGAAUGAGAAAUGUGGAAACAAGUAAAGAAGACUGAAUGUUUCUUAUUUGUACCCUUUCUUUUAUUUUCUUAAUAAAAAAUGGUUCAUUGGAGUAUCUAAGUAUCGAUUCCAAUGAAUUUUUGCUACCAAUUAAAGGGUUCUAAUUUAUUGGGGUUUGGACAUAUAGCCAAACCCCAGUAAAGUUUAUAGCAAUCAAAUUUAGUUUAUGCUUCAAUUUGUAG